CGGGGCUGGUCGCCGCCUCCAACUUCAGUCUCUGGCGGCGGCGGCGGGCGCAGGGCUGCGCGCGGUCCGGCGGCUCGGGCGGCCCCGGUUCCGGCCGGGAUGGGCGGGCGGCCGCGCCGGGGACAGCGGGGGCGCGCGACGUGACCCGCCGGCCGCGCGGCGUCGAGGGUCUGCCGGAGCGCGGGCGCGGGCCGGCCGCCCGGCCGCGGCCAGAGCAUGCGGGGAGCGGCGCGGACGGCCACGGGGCGCGCGGGGCAGCGGUGGCCGCCGCUGGCGCCGCUGGUGCCGCUGGCGCUGCUGGCGCUGCUGGGCGGCGCGGGCGCGCAGUACUCGAGCGACCUGUGCAGCUGGAAGGGGAGCGGGCUGACGCACGAGGCCCACCGGAAAGAGGUGGAACAGGUGUACCUGCGCUGCUCCGCGGGCACUGUCCAGUGGCUGUACCCCACUGGGGCACUCAUCGUCAACCUGCGCCCCAAUACCUUCUCGCCCUCCCGGCACUUGACUCUGUGCAUCAAGCCAUUCCAGGAUGCUUCGGGGGCCAAUAUUUAUUUGGAAAAAACUGGAGAACUGACACUGCUAGUGCGGGACGGAGAGCCUGGGCCCAGCCGUGUGCGCUGCUUUGACUUCCAACAGGGUGGCCUGUUUGUGGAGGCCACGCCACAGCAGGACAUCAGCAGGAGGACCACUGGCUUCCAGUAUGAGCUGGCGGGCAGGCGCAUGGGCCCGGAUCUGCACACACGCUCUGCCCCCUGCCGCCCCUGCAAUGACACUGAGGUACUCCUGGCCAUUUGCACCAGCGACUUUGUUGUCCGAGGCUCCAUCCAGAAUGUGACCCAUGAACCCGAGAGGCAGGAAUCAGCCAUCCACCUGCAUGUGAGCCGGCUAUACCGGCAGAAGAGCAGGGUCUUCCGGGCCGCCCCAGAGGGCGGGGGCUGGCGGGGACAGGUCACCACACUGCUCGAGUGUGGGGUGAGGCCAGGCCAUGGCCAGUUCCUCUUCACUGGCCACAUGCACUUUGGGGAGGCCCAGCUAGGCUGUGCCCCACGCUUCCAGGACUUUCAGAGGAUGUACAGGGACGCUGCAGAGAGAGGCCUGAACCCGUGCGAGAUGGGCACAGAAUGACGCCAGUGGUGCCAGGGCCUGCAGGAGACAGGCCAGAGGUGCCCCAGUGGGGGUCGCAUGUCAGACCCCAAGAACUCAUGAUGCUGAUUGGAAGUGCUGUGAAAUGCAAAUAAGUUAUUAUAUUUUUUUUUAAAAAGAAAUGUCCCUAGGAGACCAACUUCA
Molecule: messenger RNA, 1284 nt
Organism: Sorex fumeus (smoky shrew)
Lineage: Eukaryota; Metazoa; Chordata; Mammalia; Eulipotyphla; Soricidae
Gene: METRNL
Product: meteorin like, glial cell differentiation regulator
Exons: 4
Coding region: 217-1122 (301 amino acids)
Biological process (GO): energy homeostasis; positive regulation of brown fat cell differentiation
Molecular function (GO): hormone activity
Source: RefSeq, a predicted model, not a curated record